Cololabis saira (Pacific saury) is the source of this 2675-nucleotide messenger RNA. RefSeq names its product acyl-CoA thioesterase 20 (gene acot20). Gene Ontology annotation, biological process: acyl-CoA metabolic process; fatty acid metabolic process. Bases 374 to 1621 code for a protein of 415 amino acids. The transcript has 4 exons. Gene Ontology annotation, molecular function: fatty acyl-CoA hydrolase activity. The record is from RefSeq and is a predicted model, not a curated record. NCBI's taxonomy places the organism in Eukaryota, Metazoa, Chordata, Actinopteri, Beloniformes, Belonidae.
GUGUUUGAGGUAGGACUGAGAGGGAGACAUAACUAUUGUCAAAAUCAAAAUAAAACAAGUAUUGGCUUAGACAUAUAUUGUUGAAGUCAGUGGUUCGUUGUCUAAAACGAAGGGAGUAAGCAAAAAAACAACUCCACAAUUAAACUUCAACCUACAAGCGCCUUGAAGGUUGUUAUAUAAACUAACUCAUAACGACCAAGAAGAUCUAACUGGAUAACAGCAGCCUGUAAGCGGGAUAAGAAGAUAAAGAAAGUGUUACUUGACCCGACUUAUGCAGUGAAACCAGAUCUCUGAAGGCCAGAAAUUCAAUAAAGACCAGAGUUGAAGAGAAGGACAAUUAAAGGGAACCACAGUUCUCAUCGCAACCAACAACAUGGCAUACUCGCAGGUACGCUUGAAAAUCCUCCCCAGUGCUCGCUGUUUUUUUGACAAGCUGGUGCAGAUAAAGGUAGAGGGACUUGCUCCUCACAGACCAGUGGAGCUGAGGUCCAAACUGGUUGAUGACAGAGGGUUACAUUUCAAAGCUUCUGCGUUGUACAAAUCUGAUGAGACCGGCCAGGUGGAUGUCUGCACCGCGCCUUCUCUGGGAGGAAGUUACACCGGCGUGGAGCCCAUGGGUUUGUUCUGGGCUAUGGCACCAGACACGCCACACAAUAAACUCCUGAAGAAGAAUGUGCUCAGCCCAACGCUGGUGGAGGUGGAAGCCCUGCACGGGGAGACCGGCGAGCUGCUCGCAUCUGAAACCAACGAGAGAGAAUUCAUGGCCGAGGGGAUGGCGAGAAUCCCCCUGCAAGAGGGCAAACUACGAGGAGUGCUCUUCAUACCACCAGGAAAAGGUCCAUUUCCAGCAAUUUUGGAUUUGUACACUUUAGGUGGGCGUCUCACUGAACCCAGAGCCAGUCUCUUGGCAAGUAAGGGCUUUGUCGUUCUGGCGCUGGCUUAUUAUCGCUACCAGGGGCUACCAGAAAACCCUCAACACUUGGAUUUGGAGUAUUUUCAGGAGGCCUUAACCUAUCUAAGGAGUCGACUGGAGGUAAAGGGCCCUGGAAUCGGGAUCAUUUCCACCUCUCACAGUGGUGCUUUGGCUUUAGCCAUGUCCUCGUUCCUCUCUGGGAUCACAGCAACCGUCUGCAUUAACGGCUGCAAUGCCAAUACUGUGAUUCCGUUACACUACAGAGACCUGGUCAUACCUCCACUCCCACCUGACAUCGGAAAUGUCAGAAUCACAGAGUCCGGGCUCAUAGAUAUACACGAUGCCCUACCAGACCCCGCCUUGGAGAAGUACCGGGCGUCUUUGAUUCCACUUGAACGUGCCAGCUGCCAGUUCAUGUUUGCCGCUGCUGAGGAUGAUCAAAACUGGAACAGUGCUCUUUAUGCCGAGCAGGCUGCCGCAACGCUUCGAGAGCACGGCAAACAGUCAUUCCAGCUGGUCACCUACCCGAAAGCUGGCCACUUUCUGGACGUCCCCUACAUGCCCUUUUGCCCAUCUGGGAUUCACUCGGCUGUGGGGAUGGAGGUGGUGUUCGGCGGGGAGCCUAAAGCCCACUCUGAGGCCCAGCUGGACCUGUGGGAGAGAGUCCAGCGCUUCUUCAGGAGCCACUUGGACAGCAAACAAUGUUAGCAAACUGUACAUAUAAAGCCAAAGACUGAAUAGUAGUUGUUUCUUGUGAUGCCUUUUUAUUUCCUCUAUUUACACAUGAAUAGAAAUACCAGAGUUGUCAAAUAUUUAUAUAAAAGUAUUUAACACCGGAGACUUUAUAUUAUGACUUUUAUACACCUUGAAUAUUUAAAUUUUGUUUUUUUCAGUACACAAGACACAAAAACAAAAGUGUUCACACUCUUACACUGUAAGUGUGUUAACGCUUGAAUUAAAAGUUUAUGUUUAGGUUAAAGACACAUUUUAUGGAUUUUCUUUUUCCCCCCAAAAUGGACACAAUCCCCUGAGGUAUUAAUGAAAUGUCUGACAUGUUUUGAUCAAAAUACCACAUGAAUGCAGUAAAACAGCUCUUUCCGACGCUACUUUACAGCCCUGUUAAAAGCAAUGAUUUUAGGGGCGUGGAUUUAUACACGGCACCCCUUAAAGCUGCAGGAUGUGCCAAAGUGCCAACAUUCCAACUUCCAGUUUGAGUUGAAGCCAACCAGGAACGUAGAAAAAUGCAGAUCCUUGACUGACCACUGGCUGGCUCCAAAAUCCAGUCGACUCCUGAUUGUUUCAGGACCUUUCCAGCGUAAAACUGCUGAAACCUGCAGUCGAAAAUCCCACGAAGCCAACUUUUAUCGAUCUAGCCGCCACUAGUCAUCCUUACAGCUCCUGCAGCCUUCGCUUCAGACCUCAUUUUUAGGAGUAACAGUUGUAAUAAGGACGUGUGGCCUGUUCGUUCUCCCAAUUUUCAACAUGAUAAAGCCACAGAGGGUUUGUCCAUUUCUAUGUUCCUCUUUCAAAUGUGGUGUUACAGCUUCUUGGUGUUCACUUCGGAAGUGCAGAAGGAUCAGCUCUAUAUUGGCAGUAGAUUCUGUGAUAUCAAAGGUAAACUUAUAACAACGUGGCAGCGAUUGGACAAAGGUGACUGUGCAAACUGUCCUUUUUAUGCACUUUCUGUACAAAAAGAUUAAAUAAACUCAGUUUGUCUCACAGACAUCAUCCAAACUCAAAUGAAAGGACAUUUUCGAGUCUU